CCGCCUCUCCUCCGGGGAAAGCAGGCCCGGCGGCGGGAGAAGCGAAGUGGGUGGGUUGGGGAGGCCAUGCAGAGCCCGGGGCCGCUGCCGAGCCGCUGCCGUCGAGGAAGCGAGUUGGAGCCCCGCUUUCCUCGCUCCCUCCAGGUCGGAGGGGGAAGGCGCGCGGACCGGCUCCCCGCAAGAAGGGCCGGGAGUGAGUCCUUCCCCGGGGCGGGGAAGGGGCGUUUGCAAGGCCGGAGGAAGAGCCGCUUCGGAAGGGAAGCCUGAGGGGAGGGAAUCCCGGCGAACUUUCCUACUUUGCGCUUCUUUAGCGGACGGCGGAGCUUGACUCCUGCCGGCAACCCGCGGGAGGUGAGGCGAGGCGAGCUUCUGCAAGGGGCAGCAACUGCUCCGGAGGAGCCAAAGCGGGCGGGCGGGUGGGCGGACGGACGGACUGCCCGCGCCCGGAGGAACCUCCUCCGGCCCUCCCGAGGCCCUUUUCCCUGCCGUCCAACCGGGACGACCAUGGCUAGGAGCGGCUGCGCUCCCGGCUGCAGCCUUCCCCAGCCGCCGCCGUUUCGCUUUCUGGACCUGGCCUUCGCCCUGGUGGGCACCCUGGCUUUCCUGCUGGACUUAGUGGCCGAUGUCUGGGUGGCUGCCAGCUACCUCCGAGCCGGCCGCUUCCACUGGGGCGGGUUGGUGCUGGGGCUGCUGCUCCUCUCCUCCCUGACGACCCAGUUCUUUAGUUGGGCUUGGUUCCGGAGCGACUCGGGCAAAGAAGGCCUCGCCCAGCCAUCCGCCCGGAUUUCGAACCUGCUCCAUGUCCUACAGCUCGGCUACCUGUACAGGUGUCUCUAUGUCCUGAAGGUAGGUUUUCAGGCGUGCAAGAUGGAAGAUGCAACAGCAACUCAUCAGGCCUUUGCCAUUUUCCUGUCACACGAUGUCAGUCUCUUGCGCCUCUUCGAAACCUUUCUGGAAAGCGCACCUCAGCUCAUCCUGGUGAUCUACAUCAUCCUACACACCAACCAAGCUGAGAUAUUUCAAGUACUUGGGAUUUGCACAUCUUUUCUGUGUAUCACCUGGGCCCUCUUGGAUUAUCACCAGACUCUGCGCAGCUUCCUGUGGGACAAACACAAGUUGGCCUUCCUGUCUUCGGUCCUCUACUUCCUGUGGAACUUCCUAUUGAUGUGUCCUCGCAUUUUCUCGUUGGCGCUCUUUGCAGUAGUCUUCUCAAGCUUCAUUUUCCUCCACUUCCUAGUCAUCUGGUUGGCCAUGCUUCUCUGGGUCUCCUUGCAAGGGACAGACUUGAUGGAACAUACCACCUUUGAGUGGUUUUAUCGAGCUACGGUAGCCGUUAUCCUCUAUUUCUGCUGGUUCAAUGUGGCCGAGGGAAAAACGCGCCACCGCUCAGCUAUUUACCACAUCUUCCUAAUUCUGGAUAGCAUUAUCCUGAGCGUCUCUUGGUGGUGGUACAGAAUUCCCUCGAGCUGGGAUUCCCAAGUGUGCCCUGCACUCCUGGCUGCCCUGGCCUGUUACGCUCUUGGCAUUUUCUUGAAAUGCGUCUACUACAAGUGUUUUCAUCCUGCUAUGAAAACUACACUCGUUACGGAUUACGAUGAAGUAGACAGCAAUGAGCCUGGGAAUGGAGAUGCUGUAGUGUUCCGGCAAAUGGUUAUAGAAACCCCCGUCAUCAACCAUCGGACUUACAGACUCUCUCAGAACUUCUUUGCUGGCUCUUUGGCAGAGGAGACUCGGUACCAACAGAAUGGGACUGUCAGUGAUAUGUAUCUAUGAGGCAUGUUUAGGACAGCCAGGACAAAACUAUGGUUGAAUUAGAUUCAGAAAACAUUUGUACCUGUUUCCCUGUUGAAUUCAUGUUUAUGUUUCUUCCAGAAUUAUUAAUUAGCCAUAUAAGCUAAACCAAAUAAGCUAGGAAGGAAGGAUUGUGCUGCUGUCCUCUUCAAAGACAAUCUUUCGCAGGGGAUGGAAGAUAUGAAGCAACACCAGCAGAUAUGGCCAAAUAGGGCCUAAGUUGAAGAAUGCUAGGAAAUGUAGUUAGCAAAUUCAGAUGUUCAUAGGUACAUCAUUAUUGUUUUUGAUGUCUCUAAUUCUGGAUUUUAUGACUUGCACCUUUUUGUGGAUUGCAAUACUUCUUAGUUCUGGCGCACUUUUCAAACUUUAUACCUUUAAUCUUAAAUGCAGGCCUUCAGUUCUCUGUACUUGACUGUCCACCUGCCUGUGUUCUGAUGUUACAUGAGAAAAAAAUUAGUUGAAAUGGCCCUUGAUCACAUCACAUGCUUCCCCUUUUCUUUGAUGUGACCAUCGGAAGGGUUCCAAACUGUCUUUUAACUAGUUCUUGCCAUAGUAGCUGAACUAUGACAUCAAGGUUUCUAUGGAUGUCAUAGUUUAUCUGGGAAAACACAUAAUCCUUAAGCUAUAAACUGACUUUAACAUACCAUUUUGAAGAUGCACUAUAAUUUAGAUUGAAUUUGGUGUAGUGCUAUAGUUCAUGGUGCUGAGACUUUUCCAAUCUCAUUGAGAUGAGGAAGUUUGUAAACCUGGUAGUUCACUGUAAUUAUCUAUGGUUUGAUAUGUGGACUGAUGGAAAUUGAAUUCCAAAAUACCUGGAAGACAUUAGACUUUGCUUUAAUGCAACAUCUGGGUUAGGUAGAGUAGCUUCAGCCCUUCUCCUCUGUUCUUGAUUUUGGCCACCUGUGCCCAAAUAGUUUAUAUUUCAAGAGUUUUGACAGUUUAUAUUUCAAGAGUUUUGAGAGGACAGUCCUUAUUCCAAUUUCCAAGUUAUCUUGAAGGGAAGCUUAGAAAAUAUGCCUAACACUUCUUUCUGGAUUUGGCUCUCUUCCGAUGCCUUAUAUGGCUAAUUUUAAAACAUCAGUGUUACUUUAGGUUUUCACUAUGAUUCAGAUUGACUGGAAUCAGCAAAAAUAUGCAUGGCAGAGAUGUGCAUAUUCAACUUAUUCAAGCCUCCAAUACAGAAGAGUGCAAGUUGGAGUGGAAGGAAUAGCAAAGCUCUAGGAAAGGAUUUAGUAUACAUACUUAAGUAUUUUAAAAAAUUCAAAUCCUCUCCUGCUUUUCAAUUCAGAAAGUAGAUACACUAGUCUUAACCUCUCUCCCUCCUUUCACUAAACUGUCUCCCAGUUCAUUUAUUUUUUUUUUACUUAUAGCAAUGCCAAAUUCAGUGCAAUUGUUAAUUUAUUGCCACUUCUGAAAUAUUUAGACUGAAUAAAGUAUUUCAGUUCCCGUUCAUCUGUGUUAUAGUAUGGGGGUUUUUUUUUGCAUAUAGUAAUGCCAAAUUCAGUGGGAAUUCACUGCAACAAUUUAUUGUCACUUCUGAAAUAAUUAGGCUGAAUAAAGUAUUUCAUUUCCUGUUCAUCUGUGCUAUAGAACUGGUAUAGGUCACCUGGUAUAGGUCACCCAAUGGGUUUACUAGUAUGUCCCCAACAUACUAGGGCCUGAGAUAACUGCCUUACUCUGCUGAGUGUGUCUUCUUAGUACUGAGAUGUCAGUUAAAAUGCAAAGCCAAAAAAUAUGGCUACAGGUAACUGAGGGUCCUGAUAAGAAUUUAAUCUUGUGCAAAAUCCAGUCAUUUCUUUGUGGGCAAAUACACGAGGCCACCAAAAGGUCUGAAAAGCAAGAUAUAUUCUUAUCUGUUCCUGUACUUCAAUCGUAUGAGAUUUCAUGAUUUAAGUAUGUUAGAUAUAUUCUGAGUGAAGCUUAGUCUAGAAGCGUGUGGGAUCACUAUUGAAUUCCCAGAUUCUGCAUAAUUGGCCACCUUGGCAGGAAGUACUGUGAGACACAUUUGAAAGGCCGUAGGUCACUCAUUGCUGCUGUUACUAAAGCCUUAACAACAUUUUUAAACAAAUGUGAUCAAACUGUACAUGUUUGUUUG
This is a messenger RNA of Ahaetulla prasina, 3886 nucleotides long. It is a transcript of the gene XKR8, whose product is annotated as XK related 8. The record is from RefSeq and is a predicted model, not a curated record. Gene Ontology annotation, biological process: phosphatidylserine exposure on apoptotic cell surface; apoptotic process involved in development; engulfment of apoptotic cell. Gene Ontology annotation, cellular component: plasma membrane. The transcript is spliced from 3 exons. Bases 505 to 1773 code for a protein of 422 amino acids. NCBI's taxonomy places the organism in Eukaryota, Metazoa, Chordata, Lepidosauria, Squamata, Colubridae.